Messenger RNA from Tupaia belangeri chinensis (Chinese tree shrew), 1188 nucleotides. It is a transcript of the gene TIPE2, whose product is annotated as TNF alpha induced protein 8 like 2. Gene Ontology annotation, biological process: negative regulation of inflammatory response; regulation of apoptotic process; negative regulation of T cell activation. The record is from RefSeq and is a predicted model, not a curated record. The transcript is spliced from 2 exons. Gene Ontology annotation, cellular component: cytoplasm. Bases 179 to 733 code for a protein of 184 amino acids. Lineage: Eukaryota; Metazoa; Chordata; Mammalia; Scandentia; Tupaiidae.
ACAGUGGUGAUAAACCGGAGGUUGAGCAGAGAGUAGGUAGGCGGGGCUUGGGGUGGGGCCAGGCCAAAGGACCUCUCACUUAGGAGCGUCUCCAUUCUGUCCCCUCUCCGGGAACAUCCAAGGCAAGACUGGCACCCGGAACACUACAGUGACGGAGCAGAGCCCACCCCCGGGAGCCAUGGAGUCCUUCAGCUCGAAGAGUCUGGCCCUGCAGGCAGAGAAGAAGCUCCUGAGUAAGAUGGCGGGGCGCUCGGUGGCGCAUCUCUUCAUUGACGAGACGAGCAGCGAGGUGCUGGACGAGCUCUACCGCGUGUCCAAAGAGUACACGCACAGCCGGCCCCAGGCCCAGCGGGUCAUCAAGGACCUGGUGAAGGUGGCCGUCAAGGUGGCCGUGCUGCACCGCAGCGGCUGCUUCGGCCCCGGGGAGCUGGCCCUGGCCGCCCGCUUCCGCCAGAAGCUGCGGCAGGGCGCCAUGACGGCGCUGAGCUUCGGCGAGGUGGACUUCACCUUCGAGGCGGCCGUGCUGGCCGGGCUGCUGACCGAGUGCCGGGACGUGCUGCUGGAGCUGGUGGCGCAGCACCUCACGCCCAAGUCGCACGGCCGCAUCCGCCAUGUGUUCGACCACUUCUCGGACCCGGGCCUGCUCACGGCCCUGUACGGGCCCGACUUCACCCAGCACCGGGACAAGAUCUGCGACGGGCUCCGCAAGCUGCUGGAUGAGGGGAAGCUCUGAGCCCGGAAGCCGGCACGGUCCACGGUGGCUGGCGCAAGGACCAGGACUGCUCGCCCGCACCAGCUUUCCCGACCUCAGGCUUCCUUCUCCCUGAGAGCGCCUCGCCGGGGCCACCCACGCCCACACUGCCGGGGUGGGGGAGCCGGGAGCCCCUCUCCCCCUCCAGCCCGGACAGGAAACAGCUGCCUGAAAGGCGAAGUGAAACCGGGAUCGCUAUUUCUCCCGUAAGGGACAUGUGAAACAGGGAAGCCCCUGCCUGUGAGCCAGGGCACGCGGACGCUGCCCACAUAACCCCCGGAGGACACUAAAGGAGAAAGGGAGAAGGUGGCCCUGAGGGGCAUCCUGGACUCCCGCUCCAGGCAGCAGGCGACAGACCCCAGGGGCGGGACCGGAGUGCAGGCAGAGGGCCAGGGCCGGGGGGAGUGCGGCAGGGGAAAUAAAACCACUCAAACAGG